AUGCUGUCCUCAAGGAGCACCUGGACCUUUGCGAAAUGCUAUCAUCCUAUUACCGCUGAGAAAAGAGACACUCCUGCUUCUGCGUUUAUCGGGUUGCACCAUGUGGGGAUAUUGUGCGCGGAUUUGGACAAGGCACUUGACUUCUACUGCGGCGUGCUGGGUCUGGAGGUGAACGACUCGCGGCCCGAUCAGAAGCUGCCAUAUGGCGGCAAAUGGUUGUGGAUUGGUCAAGGGGAGGGCAGCAGGGGCGGCAUGAUCCACCUCAUGGUGCUGCCCAAUCCUGAUCCGACAUCUGGUAGACCUGAGCAUGGCGGUCGGGACCGGCACACGUGCAUUGAGGUUGCUGAUGUGGCACCGCUCCAGGCUGCCCUGGAUAGAGCAGGAAUUCCUUACACUAUGAGCCACGAGGCUUAUGUGUGGCUCGGGGAGCUUUGGAAGAGUGCUCUGGCUUUACACGUGGUCCGAGCCUCCCUGCUCUGCAAAUGGCAAAAGGCAGGCUACUCUGGGCUGCUUUUCCAAGGCAAUGCUUGGCCCCUUCGAUUCGACGCGCGCAACUUCCUCGAAAAGAUGCGAAACAAGAACAUCUUGUUCGCGGGGGACUCGCUAAUGUGGGAGGGCUUCUUCCCGUCGUUCCUGUGCCAAGUGCACCGCGCGUCGCCCGCGCGCAAAGUGAAUUACGAUUGCCGCUUCAAGCAGACCACGUGGACGGUCGACGAAUUCAAAGUCACGCUCAUCCACGUGUGGAGCCCCUUUCUCAUGGACUUCAGUUCCGACUCCAAGGUGCUUAAGAGGCUCAAGGUCGAACACCCAGCACUGGGCGACACCGCAGUGAACCUCUUCCAACCGGACCCCAACUGGACGUUGCUGCUGCCGCACGUGCACCUGGUGCUGCUGCAGUCGGCCACCCACUGGCCGAAUGCAGACAAAUGGCUCCGCCGCUUCUUCACUGACCGCAAGUGGCAGCUGCUGUCCCCCCAGCCGGACACUUUUCAGGCAUACACGGGUGCGAUGGACGCGGUGAGAAAAAGGCUGAGCCGCAAGCCGUCGAGCAAAGGCGGGCGCUACGUGGCCUACUUCCUCUCUGCACCUCCCCGCCUUGCUGGCUGCCAGAAUACCGUCACUCUCAGCCCCCCAGAUCAGGUGGCCUAUCUUCGCUCCAAGAACGCGCAGAGCAAGGUCUGGUUCCGCACGCAGAAGCAGCUGUUUGGGCGGAAGAACUCGCGGGUGCGGCUCCUCGACAUCACACACCCGUCUCUCGCGCGUGCCGAUGCCAUGAUUGGAUCGCAGGGCACAGCAAGCAUGGACUGCCUCCACCCGUGCUUGCCGGGCCUGCCUGACAACUGGGUCGACCUGUUCUAUGCUGCCUGGCUCGCAGAUAAAGGCUUCUGA
Closterium sp. Yama58-4 is the source of this 1389-nucleotide messenger RNA. NCBI's taxonomy places the organism in Eukaryota, Viridiplantae, Streptophyta, Zygnematophyceae, Desmidiales, Closteriaceae. The record is from the annotation of a GenBank genome assembly.